GUGAGAAAAUCAGGAACUCCACUCCUCUCCACGUGGUUACUUUUUCUGAAUUAGUUGCCAUUGCUUCAUUGAUUGCUUCCGUGAUUUAUCUUCUGGGGUUCUUCGGGAUCGGGUUUGUUCAGUCGUUCGUUUCCAGGGAUAAUAAUGAUGAAUGUUGGGAUGUUGAGGAUGAAAACGAUGAGCAAUUUCUCUUGGAAGAAGAUAGUCGUCGUGGACCUGCAACUACUCUUGGCUGCACUGCUGUUCCACCACCACCUGCUCUACAAAUUGUCCCAAUGGUACCACCGCAACCUUCCAAGGUCGCAGCUAUGUCCGAAAAACCUGCGCCCUUGGUUACACCAGCAGCGUCUGAGGAAGACGAGGAGAUCAUUAAAUCCGUGGUGCAGGGGAAAAUGCCGUCGUACUCUUUGGAAUCGAAACUCGGUGAUUGUAAGAGAGCUGCUUCCAUUCGUAAAGAGGCGUUGCAGAGGAUUACGGGGAAGUCUCUAGAAGGGCUCCCUCUGGAGGGAUUUGAUUAUGAAUCCAUUCUUGGGCAGUGCUGUGAGAUGCCAAUCGGUUACGUGCAGAUACCCGUUGGAAUAGCCGGGCCGUUGUUGCUCGACGGGAGAGAGUAUUCGGUACCAAUGGCAACCACUGAAGGAUGUUUAGUGGCUAGCACCAACAGGGGUUGCAAGGCUAUCUAUGCUUCUGGCGGUGCCACUAGCGUGUUGCUCCGCGAUGGGAUGACCAGAGCACCUUGUGUCAGGUUUGGCACUGCCAAAAGGGCGGCGGAGUUGAAGUUCUUUGUUGAAGAUCCUGUCAAAUUUGAGACACUUGCUGCUGUUUUCAACCAGUCAAGCAGAUUUGCCAGAUUACAAAGGAUUCAAUGCGCAAUUGCGGGAAAGAAUCUAUACAUGAGAUUUGUGUGUAGCACUGGUGAUGCAAUGGGAAUGAACAUGGUGUCAAAAGGUGUACAAAAUGUUCUUGAUUACCUCCAGAAUGAAUAUCCCGACAUGGAUGUCAUCGGCAUAUCUG
Molecule: messenger RNA, 1014 nt
Organism: Nicotiana tabacum (common tobacco)
Lineage: Eukaryota; Viridiplantae; Streptophyta; Magnoliopsida; Solanales; Solanaceae
Source: RefSeq, a predicted model, not a curated record